Erpetoichthys calabaricus (reedfish) is the source of this 3648-nucleotide messenger RNA. It is a transcript of the gene rbm5, whose product is annotated as RNA binding motif protein 5. Gene Ontology annotation, molecular function: RNA binding. Gene Ontology annotation, biological process: mRNA splicing, via spliceosome. Lineage: Eukaryota; Metazoa; Chordata; Cladistia; Polypteriformes; Polypteridae. Gene Ontology annotation, cellular component: nucleus. The record is from RefSeq and is a predicted model, not a curated record. The coding region runs from base 297 to 2816 and encodes 839 amino acids. The transcript is spliced from 25 exons.
GUUAGUCAGUGUCCAUUCUGCUAUAUUCUAACACAUGGUCACCGUUUAGUAAUAAUUAGUGGGCGUUUAUUAACAAAGCCUCAACAGUAGUACCGCACGCAAUUUGUGUUAUAUUUAUAAAUAAGUAAGCAUUUCUUGGUAGGUCGUUUCAGCUAUUUUUGUAAGUAAGAAAUGCUUGCUGUUAACAAUUUUGUGAUAAUCUAAACGGCAACCUAGCUUCCAUCUUGGAUGCAUACUUGCUUCACGGAGAGAACGGACUACGUUACGAGGGCGUCGUGAUUAAUUAAUCUGAUUAAAUGGUAUUUCAGCACAGUUACAGGGGAGCGGCAACGUUCAACGCCUUCCACAGCAUGGGUUCUGAUCGAAGGGUGAGUCGGAGUGAACGUAGUGGGAGAUAUGGGCCGGAUCAGGGUCGAGAUGAAGGUGAAGUGAGACCUCGCAGAGACCGAGAACUAGAUAGGGAAUAUGAUCGGCGUUGGACCGAAGAGCGGAGAAGUGAUCGUUAUGAAGAGCGAAGAAGCCGAGACAGUCCAGAGCAUAGAGACAGGAAAAGAAGGAACAGUGACAGAUCUGAAGAUGGCUAUCAUUCUGAUAGUGAGUAUCAGGAGCAGGACUAUCGGGAAGAACCAGGUGAAGAGAAAGAAAGUAAAACCAUCACGCUGCGGGGCCUUCCUGUUCACAUCACAGAAAGUGAUAUUCAUGCUGCUUUGGAUUUACUUGAGGGUCCCCAGCCAGCUGAUGUCAGACUAAUGAGAAAACGAACAGGUAUAAGCCGAGGUUUCGCCUUCGUGGAGUUUUAUCACUUGCAAGAUGCUACCAGAUGGAUGGAGACCAAUCAGAAUAAGUUGGUGAUUCAAGGCAAGACAGUGGGAAUUCACUACAGCAAUCCACGGCACAAAUUUGAAGACUGGCUUUGCAACAAUUGUGGCCUAUACAAUUUCAGAAGGCGGCUUAAGUGCUUCCGGUGCGGUGCUGCUAAAGUAGAUUGUGAAUCAAACAAUCCCAGUGGAUUACCAGAAGCUCAACAAAGCAAUGAUUAUUAUGGUGACACUAUCAUCUUGAGAAAUAUUGCCCCUCUUACAACAGUGGAGGCCAUCAUAGCUGCUCUGGCACCAUAUGCUAACUUGUCAGUGAGCAACAUUAGACUCAUCAAAGAUAAACAAACUGGACAUAAUAGAGGUUUCGCUUUCAUUCAGCUAUCAUCACCUUUGGAAGCUUCACAGCUUCUUUUGACUCUUCAAGGCCUACAGCCUCCCUUGAAGCUUGAUGGUAAGACCAUUGGGGUGGACUACGCAAAAAGUGCAAGAAAGGACUUGCUGCUUCCAGAUGGCAAUCGAAUCAGUGCAUUUUCAGUGGCUAGCACUGCAAUUGCUGCUGCACAGUGGUCAUCAAGUCAGCCUCUACAAGGAGCUGAAGGAUCAGCGGAAUAUGGUUAUAUGCAAGAAAAUUAUCCCUCAUUCUCUCAGUAUGGCCAGGAUUACCAAUCAUACUACCAGCAGCAAAAUGGAGACACUUCAGCAGUACCAGCUGGAGAUGCUGCCACUGAGAAACCUGCUCCUGUCACUACAGCAGUUGUUGUUUGUCAGGGUGCACAGCUUUAUUCUCGGCAUCAACAGACCCAGCAAGCUUCCCAGGGUGGUGCUGAUGCUGCUGAACAAGAAGAGUCUCCCUCACAGUUACCAACUCCAGCUGCUAGCACCGAAACCAAAUUUGCUGUUCCCGAUACAUCUACUUACCAUUAUGAUGAGUCUUCAGGAUAUUAUUAUGACCCACAAACAGGACUGUAUUAUGAUCCUAAUACUCAGUACUAUUACAACUCACAAACACAGCAGUAUCUUUAUUGGGAUAGUGAAAAGCAGACUUACAUUCCUGCUUCAGAAAAUUCUAGCUCAUCAAGCAGUCAAAUGUCUAGUUCAAGCCCUACUUCUGGUUUACCACCUAACAAAGAGCCCAAGGAGAAGAAGGAAAAGCCAAAGAGUAAGACAGCACAGCAGAUUGCAAAAGAUAUGGAAAGGUGGGCAAAAAGUCUAAACAAGCAGAAAGAGAAUUUCAAGAAUAGUUUUCAACCAGUAAUGAAAGAUGAAGAGAGAAAGGAGUCUGCUGCUGCAGAUGCUGGAUUUGCACUUUUUGAGAAAAAGCAAGGAAUCCAGGAGAAGCAGCAAUAUCUGUCUGAGAUUAUAAAUAACGGGGAUGAUGAAAAUCUAUUAAAGUGUGGUCUAGUGGCUGCCUAUAGUGGAGACAGUGACACAGAAGAGCCUGAGCAAGAAAAAUACGAGGAAGGCAUAGAUAGGUUGACAGACUGGAAAAAGAUGGCAUGUCUGCUUUGUCGGAGACAAUUUCCAAACAAAGAUGCUUUAGUCAGGCAUCAGCAACUCUCAGAACUACACAAGCAAAACAUGGAGGUUUAUAAAAGGACAAAAUUGACAGAUGCAGAGAUAGAAGAAUUAGAAAUGAAAGAAACAGAGAUUAAAUAUAGAGAUAGAGCAGCUGAAAGAAGAGAGAAGUAUGGUAUUCCAGCACCACCUGAGCCCAAGAAAAGAAAACAUGAAGCCCCUUCUGUAAAUUAUGAGCAGCCUACUAAGGAUGGAUUAAAUAGUGAUAACAUUGGCAGCAAAAUGUUACAAGCUAUGGGUUGGAAGGAGGGAAAAGGACUUGGAAGAAAUCAACAGGGCAUUACAGCUCCUAUUGAGGCACAGUUAAGAAUGAAAGGUGCUGGCCUUGGGACAAAAGGGAGCUCUUAUGGUGUAUCUGCAGCAGAUUCAUAUAAAGAUGCAGUUCGUAAAGCAAUGUUUGCCCGAUUCACAGAGAUGGACUGAGUUUUUGGAUUCUGUGCAAAAGUGGCUUUGGUUACUCUAGAAUCAUGGUUGUGCUGACCAUAAAAUGAAGAGCUGUCGCGUAAUUCUCGAAGAUAUCUGUAGAUCUUCAAGGUUGUUGACUGGGCCGAUAUGGUGGUGCUUCCUUUUCAUCAUGGUAAACCUUGGUUUUGGCUAUUGCAGGGAAUGGCAGAUACUGUUUCAUGUAUCUGAAAGACUAAAACGUAUUCCAAGGAUGAAAUGAUGUGAGCAUAAAAUUCAGAGACAUUUCAUAUGAAUUCCCCCCAGCUGUGCUCAUUUGUUUCCGAGCUGGUUUGUUUAUUUGUAUAUUCAGUCUUCUCUUGAGAUGGUACUCUUUGCAUACAAUUGCUACACAGUUAGCCUAAGCAAGAACUCUGUCUUAAGGUCCUGAGUGUCAGAGUGUUGCCCUCUGUCUUCCAUGAAAUUCUUUGCAGUCGUCUUCUCCGGUUUCAGUGAAAACAGGCUGUGCUGAACAAGAUUUCUACGAUUAACUUUUCAUGCAAAUGUCUAUGUACAUGGUAUAGAGUCCUGUGUGCCUUUUACUAGACUCUGCUUCUGCAUAUUACAUUCAUUGUUUUAAGUGGACAAUUUGGAUGCUGUAUGUUAAUAUAAAUUUGUAUAUAUUGUAAAGUUUAUAAAUAUUUUUGUUAAGUGUUUGUAAUUCAGUUUGUACAAGUAAAUGUUUUUUUUCAAAUAUACUGUCCUUUUUUCCUCAUUUUGUGUAAAACUUUGUAUUAUAGCUUUUUGUUUUGUACAGAGCAGGUUGUUCACCUCUGAAUUGUUUUACACAAGUAAAAAAAAAUGUAAUUACAAA